AUGGCAAUCUACGGCUCACCCAUCUCGGUAGAAGCACUCACCGCUCAACUCAAACCCUUCCUGCGGAGGCCACAGAGGGUUAUAGCGGUGAGAGAGAUUCAGAUUAGAUUAUAUUGGUGCAGGUGCUCACCGGACAUGGAGGCUUUGGUGAGAGACCUACAUCGCGUGGCCGAUCGAGAAGCGACUCCUGUCUGCCACGAAUGCGGCGCACCCGUCGACACGGCGCGGCACAUCCUGGCAGAAUGUGCGGUUUGGGGCCCUCAGCGGUACUCCAUUACUGCUAUAGUAGGAAAAGAUCUCUCGCUGCCAUCAAUCGUGGGCGUAAUGUUCGGCAGCGAGAGGUGCUGGAAGGCUAUGGUCUCCUUUUGCGAGAGCGUAGUUCGCAGAAGGAGACUGCGGAGCGCUUCAGAGAGGAUGAUCCCUCUCUGA
Molecule: messenger RNA, 429 nt
Organism: Hyposmocoma kahamanoa
Lineage: Eukaryota; Metazoa; Arthropoda; Insecta; Lepidoptera; Cosmopterigidae
Exons: 1
Coding region: 1-429 (142 amino acids)
Source: RefSeq, a predicted model, not a curated record